UAACUGACUACUAACAAUUUCUAACAGAUUACUAAUAGCUACAACUGCUUAAUUGUUUUAACAAACUCUAACAGCUUUGGUUUUCCCAACAUUAAAUUGAAAGUGAAUGAGACCAAUACUGAUACAUCUCCAAAGUAUUGGACUUUGGUAUUGAGAUGAUUAUGGGGGUUCGAAGUAACCAAGCCAACAUAGAGUACGCGCCCUCCACAACGACUAGGAUUUCGAUGGCACGAGGGGUUGAAGCCACCAUUUGGUGCGUAGCUAAUGAGAUGUCAAGAGUGCCAAGUCUUGGCAUUUGGGAAAUAUUGACCGGAGUCGCAGUUGAUCCCUUUGGAUUUGAUGCGUUUCUAAAGUUGUUAAGCCCUGAGAAGAAGAAAUCUUCUGCUUUGGCAAGCCUUGGGUCCUUGCAGCACUUCCCAUUAUCAAGCACUGCAUGAAAAACAUGUUAUUUCCAUAUUAUGCCAUUUAAAUCUCAUAGAUUGUUUCAAAUAGUUUAAGAGCAACAGAUAAAAGAUUAGAUGCAUAGGCAAAUGGGAAAACCAUAGUCAAGAGAGAAUGCUAAGAGGAAAUGAGAAUAUCACAUCUCUGCUAUGGAACUAGUCAUUUCUGCCAUCCCUGUAGUACUUGAUUAAUUAGACUUGAUCCUUUUGGUACCUUGACUUCAGCAGAUAUGCAAGGAUGCUAAGGCAAUCCAGGCCAUACAAGAUACAAUUAAUAGUUAUUGUAAAACUUAGCAGCUGGGCAGAUUCCACAUGCUGCUUCUUAUUCAAAUCAUUUGUCCUUUUGGGUUUGGCUUCCAAACUUGCCUCAGCCUCUGAUCCCAGCCCUCUUCAGGAUUUCUGUAUAGCAGUUAAUGAUGCCAAAAAUGGUGUUUUCAUUAAUGGCAAGUUGUGCAAGGACCCAAAGCUUGCAACUCCAGAAGACUUCCUUUUUUCAGGGCUCAAUAUUCCAGGAAACACAUCAAAUCAAGUAGGAUCAAUGGUCACUCCAGCCAUUGUUUCAGGACUUAACACUUUUGGUAUAUCUCUUGUUCGAAUUGAUUUUGCACCGUACGUUGGUCUAAAUCCUCUUCAUACACACCCUCGUGCCACCGAAAUCUUAGUUGUUGUCCAAGGCACACUUUACGUCGGUUUUGUUACGUCAAACCCAUAUAAUCGUCUCUUCACCAAAGUGCUAUACCCUGGAGAUGUCUUUGUUUUCCCACUAGGUCUGAUUCACUUCCAGUUCAACAUAGGGCAUACCAAUGCGGUUGCCUUUGCUGCUCUCAGUAGCCAAAACCCGGGGGUCGUCACCAUUGCAAAUGCAGUGUUUGGCUCAGACGCGGAUAUCAAUCCUGAUGUUCUUGCCAAGGCCUUUCAACUGGACAAGAAUAUUGUUAACCAACUUCAAUCCCGGUUUUGGUCGGAUAACGACAAUAGGAAUUAAUGUUAACUUCUACAGCCCCAUCAAACUUAACUAUGUACCCAAUUCUCUGCUAUUGCUAAUUUUAUUUUACAUUUUAAUUCAAAUUUAAUUACUCUUUUUAA
Molecule: messenger RNA, 1526 nt
Organism: Gossypium raimondii (Peruvian cotton)
Lineage: Eukaryota; Viridiplantae; Streptophyta; Magnoliopsida; Malvales; Malvaceae
Product: germin-like protein subfamily 1 member 13
Exons: 3
Coding region: 679-1425 (248 amino acids)
Cellular component (GO): cell wall
Molecular function (GO): manganese ion binding
Source: RefSeq, a predicted model, not a curated record